Meloidogyne enterolobii is the source of this 204-nucleotide messenger RNA. Lineage: Eukaryota; Metazoa; Nematoda; Chromadorea; Rhabditida; Meloidogynidae. The record is from the annotation of a GenBank genome assembly.
AUGCUUAAAGAAACAAUAAAUCGUUUGCUUCAUUGUAAUUUUAAAAUAAUUAUUAAAAGUGAAGGUCGUUGUUUACAAAAAACAAAAGAUUCCAACGAAAAUAAUAAGAAAUUUCAAUUAAUUUUACAAAAUAAUACAAAUUCAAAUAGUAAUGAUGAACAAAUAUCUUUUCCUUUAAUGCAAAUGAAUAAAUUUAAUAAUUAA